AUGGACGGAGGGCCUAACGAGCAAGCACCCAGGCUUCCAGGAGCUCAACUUAUGGGUUCAGGGGUAAACUCAGUGCAACCUGCUUGUACCGAAUCCCAUCAUGCGAUCAGUGACUCCCAGAUUUUCCAAAAAGCAUUAGUCACCACGAUUACGAUUGCAGAAACGCCAUUUUUCAGCCUCUCCUUCCCUUACAUUUUCACGCGUUUUCAGAUUGGAGAAAUUCCAUCUCUCAGAGCCAAAAAUCAGAUCGAAAAUCCACCCUCCUCCCUCAGCCUCCGACCAUCUCCGCGCCGCCGGACGUCCGCCACAUCACGCACAUCAGACAAACCGCGCCGGCCGAGAGCCACUUGCACUAGCAUCACCGCGAGCAGCAGCGAACACCCCGUCGCCGUGAGUUACCGAGUCGUCUGUAAUCCGUCCGUCCAUAGCCGAGACAUCGCAGCCCUCAGCCACCAGCCGCCGUCGUACGCCAAGGGCGAAAGGCCGCCGUCCCCACGUCAUCGCUGCAACUCGCCAAGGACGACCCCGCAACCCCACGACCAACUGAAUAGCAGUCCUCUUCCGCCGGCGAACAGCCACGCCCCGCGACGCCGCUGUAAGCAGCCGCUGAAGUCAGGUUUUUGUUUAGCUAUAAGGCCUGUUGUUGUGCUUAGAAAUGUUAUAUUCGAUUUUAUGCUCAGCAUGUUGGGAGUGCCUUGUAUGUCGAAUAAGAAUGCUUGUUCCAUUGUUUUGUUGAGCUUUAGAUUCGGAAUAUGCUGCGUUUUAGACUGCCGUUAUGUAAUUAUUUCAGAGCUUGUUGAACAUCAGUUUCAGUUUGAAAAAGAGUUCGAAAUCCUUUAUAUCGGAUAUAAAAAGAUGCCGAGACAGAGUUCAACCAAGAAGCCAGCUAAGCAUUCACCAGAGGGACCCACACCACCCGAACCGGAAACGCCCGCUGUGAAGCCCAAGAAGAUGAGUUCGGAGAUUGACGAUAUUUUUGCAGCAGCGAAAAAGAGAAAGAGAGCCGAAGAGGGCAAAAAGGUUCACAACAAGAAACCAGGAAAAGUAGAUGCUAAAUCACAUGAUGGACUGAGGAGAGAAAAGGAUGCGAAGAAAAAAUCUUCGAAAGAAAACGGGCCUUUUAGGCCCACUUCUUGGCCAAGGAAAAAGACUGCAGAUGGGCUAACUAUUUACACAGAAGAGGAGUUGGGCAUCGGGACAACAGAUGCCGGAGUCGGCCCUCAUCGUCUCCGACCUCCGACCGGCGCACCGCUCAUCGCCGUCACACAGCCACUAUUCGCGGCGGACGCCGGCGGUCCUCCGGCGAACCACCAUGCUCGCGCGCAAUACACACACACACAAAGAGCACCAUCGACCUCUGUCGCCGACGUAUCAAUCUCCGCCGCCUCCUACAGCUCGAACCAUGCCGUCGGCGACGAGAGAGGUGGUCGGAAGCGAAACUCCGGUCAGCUCCAGCCAGGGCGGACAACGGUUUACUCGGCCCUGAACGACGGCGGAACAUGGAGGUUUUGGUCGGCAACCUCCCGUGAUCGGGACGGCGGGUGCGUGGGUGGUGGUCGGCCGAAAUCUGGAAUUUGA
Molecule: messenger RNA, 1578 nt
Organism: Striga asiatica
Lineage: Eukaryota; Viridiplantae; Streptophyta; Magnoliopsida; Lamiales; Orobanchaceae
Source: the annotation of a GenBank genome assembly